Molecule: messenger RNA, 1157 nt
Organism: Ilex paraguariensis (yerba mate)
Lineage: Eukaryota; Viridiplantae; Streptophyta; Magnoliopsida; Aquifoliales; Aquifoliaceae
Source: the annotation of a GenBank genome assembly
AACUAGUUAAAAUAUAUAAUACAAUAUUUAAAUAUAUUUUGGGUAGCUAUUUUGGAUAGUCCUGUUGGAGAUGCUCUAUAGAUGCUGGUUUGGCUAAAGGGUUGUUGUGUUGAUGUGUUUUGGUUUCUUUUCGGUGCAAAUCAUUUGAUUAUUGAUCAUUUUUGUGUUGUGUUAUUUUGUGUAAUCAUUAGGUGUUUUUAUUAUUAUUUUGCAGUCUGUUGCAAGUAAUUGGGAUUGCAAUUUUGUUUAAAUAUGUCUAUUUCAAUUUGUUAAUGACAGAUAAUCUGAUGGAACGGUUGAUUAGUGCACGAAUUAGCCCAAUCAUGCUUAUUGUAGGCAACAAUAUUCUUGUUUUGUUCCUAAAUUUAUUCAGACAUGGACGAAAAAAGUGUCUGUUAGUCCAAUUGGGAUGAUGAAACAACCAAAAUCAUUCAAUUCGGUAGCUGCUUCAGUUCAGCCACUAGAAGCCUCAACAAAGGGCUGCUUCGACAACAUUGUAUCAUCCAAAGAGUUUCUUGAGGUGUGGCGAAAUGCCAAAGUCAUAUGCUUUGAUGUGGACAACACAGUCUGCAUAGAUGAGGGAAUUGAUGAACUUGCAGAAUUUUGUGGAGCUAGAAAGGCUAUUGCAGAGUGGACUGCUAGGGCAAUGAAUGGUUUUGUGCCUUUUGAGGAAGCUUUGGCUGUCAGACUCUCUCUCUUUAACCCUUUGCUGGCUCAAGUCCAGGAUUUCCUUGAGAAGAAACCUCCAAGAAUUUCUCCUAGAUUAGAUGAAUUGAUCAAGCAGCUGAGGGAUAAUGGUACAAGCGUCUAUCUGGUCCUUGGAGGCUUUCACCAAAUGAUCAAUCCCAGGUACAUUAUUGAGAAGGUUGAAGUUUCAGAGGAAUCCGUAGUUGUUAUUGUAAUAGUGAAGGCAAAAGGAGUUGCUCUUAUUUUCCAGAGAUUCACCCUUUUGAUAUUUAGUUGGCAGCAGGAGCAAUGGAGUUUUCACAAGAGUGGUUCAAACUUCAUUAUCUCAAAGGCUUAUACCAGUCCUUUCAUUAGGUAGGUGCAUUGGACUUUUCAGUUUUUAUUCCCUUUGUAUUAUGAAUGAGAAAGCAAAGACUGGUGCACUGGAAUUUUGUGGUCUGUAGUUUCUUAAACCUACUUGUCUGUCUUUA